GUGUGUGUGUGUGUGUGUGUGUGUGUGUGUGUGUGUGUGUGGAGGAGGGGCCGCCUUGGCUUAGCGGAGGAAGCUCCAGCCGUCCCUUCUGCACCCCCCUCCUCCUCCCUCACAGGUGACUGUUGGAGGUCCCAGCUGGCCAGCUCUUGGCCGAUUAGAUCCAUAUGGUACAGGAGGAGGAGGAGGAGGAGAGAGAAGUGCCCAUCAGUUGCAUGGGUGCUAAGGGAGCUGCUAGCUUGUCCUUUUUUUGCCCUUAGCUUCAAAACAAUUCUCGUAUGUUUUUAUUUUUUUUAAUCUUUUACACUUAAUCAUUUUUUUUUCACUCCAUGUCUCACCAUUAUUUUCUGUUUACUCUAGAGUCUUAAUGUUGUUCCCCCGAGUUCAUUCUCAGAUCUAUUGCCGUUUGUCUGCUCUCUGCUGUUUUAGUGGAGAUGGUGUCUUCUUUGCUGAUCAUUUGAGGGCUCUGUUUAAAAUGAGGGAUUAUUGUUUUGUUUUAUUCAAGUGGUGUGAGUUUGGGGUUUAUGGAUAAUUCUUUCAUACGUCCAAGAAACACACCGACUUCUGUUGAUGCAUGAGAGUUACAAAGAGUUACAAAGUUGAUUGAUUUGAAUCUCUGUACACCCAUGGUCCAGUAUAUUUAGCCUAGCUUGACACAAAGAGUAGAAAGCGGAUGAAGAAAGCUAACCAACCCCUAAAAGAAGGGGAAACAAGCCUGCAGCACAGCUAAAUCAUUUGAAUGUGUUGGCUCGGUAGCCGUCAAGCUACCCACCGAAACACCCAUGGUUUUGUUCAGGGUUGGGAAAGUGAGGACAUUACUUCUGAGUUGCUGCGUUUGUACUGAUGUUGGUCAAAAAGCUACAGUGCGUAAGCUAACUCACUAAACCCACAAGUUUAGUUUUCUUUAAUAAUAUUUAAAAAAUGCAAGUUACAACAUGUUUUUCAUGAGAGCUUUGGAGUUUCUGUGUACCAUUUUUUAUUUUUACAAAACAGUAACUUAGUUUGGUUUUACUUCUUGUUCCAGUGUUUGUGCUAAGCUAUGACUAAACAUGCUCCGUCUUCCAUUGAGCGGUAUUCCUUAGCUGUGCGUGUCUGUGGGUGUUAACUGGGCCCACAUAGUUGUAGCGUUGCACAUUGCUCCCAAUUGUCUUUUUUGCUCCCUGAUAAAUGAGUCAGGCCUGUGUUACGUCUUCUCUCGCCUCCUCUACAGUGACAGGAGAGCGAUAGCAGCACGCACAGGCCUACACCGCCACACACCCUUGCACACACUUUCCUUGUGACUCACAGCCGCCGGAGAGUUUCAACUUCAGAGUUAAACCAGGAGCUUAAUAAACCCUAACACUCAACACAUUUAUUUCUACAACACAUCGAGAGUAACUUAUUUGCACCGAUUGAAAGUAGGUUAUCCAUCUUCACGUCCUGGAAGGAGGUAAAUUAAUGUCUUGUUUCAGAUAUAAUUUUUUAAUAGAUUGCCUUCAGUCACAGUUGUAGCACGGUGGGAAUAUCCCUCUUCUGUUUUUCUAUUUCUGAUCUCUCUCUGUGUCGUCAUGAGCCUCAUUCUAAAUCAUCACCUGCAGAGGCAGAGGCAAUUAAAGCCGAUUAAAUGUUUUAAUGCAGACGAGCGUCACCUGAAGCUGAACAAACAAGGAACACCUGGCUAGCAACGGCAGUCAUCCCCACAGACGCACACUACUUUCCCAUCCGUGCAGCAACAACUGAUGUAAAAAGCAACUCAGAAAGCUGAAGAUUAGAUGUUGUUAUUUAGGUCUAUUCCACAUUUUUUUGAGAAGACAACAGGAAGAGCUGCAGCAUGAAACGACAGUAGAGAGAAGAAGAGCCCUGCCAUGCCCGGUUCUCCUGUGGAUGCUAAGACUCAUUCUAGAUCAGCCCCCAGCAGCAGCUCCACUAUGCCACCCCUGCCUUCAGUCAACCACAGCGGCCCUCGCCCGGCCUCCUUUUCCACCACAGCAUUGACCAAUGGGAAUCAUCAUUCCCCGCCAACCCUGAAUGCAGUGCCGUCUCCACCGCAGCGUUACAGCAAUGGACCAUCCUCUUCCUCUUCCUCAUCGCUGGCCAACCAGCAGCUGCCGGCCACGUGCGGGGCUCGCCAGCUGAGCAAGCUGAAACGUUUCCUGACCACGCUGCAGCAGUUUGGCAACGACAUCUCUCCUGAGAUCGGAGACAGCGUCCGAAGCCUCGUUCUGGCCCUCGUGAAUUCGACAGUCACCAUUGAGGAGUUCCAUUCGCGGCUUCAGGAGGCCACAAACUUCCCUUUACGGCCCUUUGUUAUUCCCUUUCUCAAGGCAAACCUGCCCCUUCUGCAGAGAGAGCUGCUCCACUGUGCACGGGCAGCCAAGCAGACCCCAGCCCAGUACUUGUCCCAGCACGAGCAUCUCCUGCUGAGCACCACCAUGGCCUCCUCUCCAGACUCCUCAGAGCUGCUGAUGGAGCCUCCAGAGGCCGUCACCAAGAGACACAGCCCCAACAGAGCUAAAGAGAACGGUUUCCACGACCGCGAGCGUCCACCCCCAGCCAUGGAGCCCGCCGCUAAACGAAUUUGCACCAUCAGCCCUGCUCCCCGACACAGCCCCGCCCACCCGCUGCCCCUCAGCGCCCAGCUUCACCCGACCCCUCCGCCCUUGCAGCACUACGCCCUGGAUGACAUCGCAGCGCCGCACAUCCUACACCGCGAGCACAGCCAACGCAUGUUGGAGAUCCGCGAGCUCAAAGACAGGCCCAGACUUCCUGGCACUAACGGGGGCUACCGAGAGGAGCCGGUGGACCACAGACUGACAGACAGAGAGUGGGCUGAUGAAUGGAGGCAUCUGGACCAUGUGUUGAACUGCAUCGUUGACAUGGUGGAAAAGACACGGAGGUCAGUGAGUGUGCUCAGACGAUGCCAGGAGUCGGAUCGCGAGGAGCUCAACUACUGGAGACGGCGUUCGAGCGAGCAGGAGGACCCACGCAAAGGAGGCUCGGGCUCCGCUCCCUUCUCGAAGACACACAGCCCCCACUCUGCAGAGUCGGAUUCCCAGCGCGACUUUGCUCCACGGCCAGGCUCGGCAUACGUUACAGAUGAGAUCUGGAGGAAAGCUGAAGAAGCGGUGAAUGAGGUCAAGCGUCAGGCCAUGGACGAGGUUCAGAAGGCAGUAGCGGAGGCCGAGCAGAAGGCUUUCGAGAUGAUUGCUUCCGAGAGGGCCAAGAUGGAGAAGACUCUGACUGAUGCCAAGAAGAAGGCUAAAGAGGAUGCCGUCAUGGUCAUCAAUGAACAGGAGGACUCCAGUGAGUGUUGCUGGAACUGUGGCCGCAAAGCCAGCGAGACGUGCAGCGGCUGCAACGCCGCACGCUACUGCGGCUCCUUCUGCCAGCACAAAGACUGGGAGAGGCAUCACCUCAUCUGCAGCCCAGGACUUCAGGCGCAACCCAAACCCAUUUCUGCCAUCACUGCAAGCAGGGCAGCUGCUGCGGCCACAGCAGCGGCGGUGGCAGCAGCAGCAGCCGGGGUGUCUCCUGUAGGUCUGGUCGGGGUCAAGACCCUCGACGGCGUCCCUUCAGUGUCCAGUCCUGGUGGAGACAAGGCUUCGAUCGCUUCUCGCUCCUCCACCCCUUCCACCCCCGCCUCCGCCACCGAAACCAACGGACACUAGGAGGCGAAGGACAUGAGCGGCGAACGUGUCACCUAUCCUCUUCCUUACUGGGGAAGAAGUGAGUCAGCAGUAAGAGGGAACUAUUUGUGGGUUAAGUUAGGGUAACAGAUUUAUCAUCACACUCUUUGGCAGAAAACAAAUAGCAGAUUAUGGAUGACUGUUUGAGUGAUAUGUCAACUGGGAUUUUGGCUUUGGCAAAGAACAGAAGGGAACGUCUCAAAUGAACAGAUGGAAACGUGUUUGUCUUCAUCCAAAACUCCCAAAUCUUGGAUCUGCAAGGGGCGGGAAAAAAAAACUGCAUUUAUCUCUGGAAGUUAUGAAAGAAGGCAUAUGAGAAAAGACAGAGGACAUUAAAAAAAGAGAUAUAAAGGGCCCCCCCCCCCCCACACCAAUAUUCUCACUUGUUUGUGUAUAGAUUUAAGAUAGCGAGGCGGUGGGAAAUGGAAACAGUGUAAUAUUACCAGCCAUAAAGCAUCUGUCUUCUUCCUGUCUGGAAAAUCUGACAGGAGACCACAUAAGCUCCUCCUGUAUACAGAAAUAUUUGCUCGCCAACUUGUCAGGUUUUCAUGUGUGUGUGUGAAUGCGUACGUGUCAAACGGUCGUGCAGUCAGUGAAUAUUGUACAGCAUAUGAUAACUUUUGUCAAAGCAAUAUUAAAAGUGAAGUGUUCAGGUAUCUCAAGCCGUUUUUCUGCAUCACCAAAGUUUUCGGUCGCUAGAGAGAGAGAGUCGUCGUCGCCUGUAAAUGUCUUGUGAACGAGAGAUAAUUAUACACUAACACAUCAUAUCUACUUUUAUAAAGAGCUUAACUAGGAAUGCCGGUGACUGUCUUUUAAUUUCUGAUCAUCAGGCGUCUUCAUUUUCAUUUUGGCACUUGCUGGCAUCACCAGGUGUGUAUGGCGGGCUCGGACGUUGCUCCAAAGCUUCCACCAUUGCAAUGUUUGCAUCGGGGGGGGGGUUGUACUACAGCUUUUCAAGUACAGUUUUCCACAAAAGGAAAAGAAAAUGGAUGACGGUGAAAUGUGUUUUACUUAAUUUGAGAGAAUCCUCACUGGCGCUCACGUCGCCGUGGUGCAGGUUGAGAGCAGCGACUCCGUCCCACGGAGAAUCUCAGGAGGCAGCUAAACUGUGUUUGUACAGAUCAUUCUGUUCUUUUUGUUUUCUUUUGUCGCAGUUAGGUUCAAGUCAAAAGUUGAGUGAGUGACUCUGCUGUUACAACUGAGAUAUUGUUCUUGUUUAAUUUUUCCGUUUGUUGUAAGAUUACUUUGUAAAGAAUAUUAUGAGAGAAUGCCUUUAUUUUGUGAGCCACGAUUUUCUUCGUUCUUUAAACACUUUUCUUUUGUUAUGAGGCAUAACUUCAUAUGGAAAAAGAUAUCUUGACAUGAAGUAUGAAAUAAAGAAAUAGAAUUAC
Molecule: messenger RNA, 5053 nt
Organism: Anarrhichthys ocellatus (wolf-eel)
Lineage: Eukaryota; Metazoa; Chordata; Actinopteri; Perciformes; Anarhichadidae
Gene: cbfa2t2
Product: CBFA2/RUNX1 partner transcriptional co-repressor 2
Exons: 11
Coding region: 1842-3644 (600 amino acids)
Biological process (GO): DNA-templated transcription; negative regulation of DNA-templated transcription
Cellular component (GO): nucleus
Molecular function (GO): transcription corepressor activity
Source: RefSeq, a predicted model, not a curated record